Molecule: messenger RNA, 2189 nt
Organism: Cyprinus carpio (common carp)
Lineage: Eukaryota; Metazoa; Chordata; Actinopteri; Cypriniformes; Cyprinidae
Gene: cldn7b
Product: claudin 7b
Biological process (GO): bicellular tight junction assembly; cell adhesion
Cellular component (GO): plasma membrane; bicellular tight junction
Molecular function (GO): structural molecule activity
Source: RefSeq, a predicted model, not a curated record
AGCAGCUCAUUUCAUAUUCAAGGUGAGGCUUCACUCAACAGGUGUCUAGAGUCCGGGCAUCCGUAACCUCUCUUAACGGAUUUUACCUAAUAUUCUUUUUAAAUACAUAUAUUUAAACACAUUUAACGUCGGAGGAUUACGAAAACCGAGCUCAUCUGAAGAAGAUUUGUAGUUCUUUACUGAACUGUUACGGAACUUGUUUUUUUAAGUUGUGAGAAGAUGGCAAAUAAAGGACUGCAGCUACUGGGAUUUGCUCUAUCGCUACUAGGUUUGAUUGGGCUCAUUUUUGGCACAGUCUUACCUCAAUGGAAGAUGUCUGCCUACGUUGGAGACAAUAUAAUCACAGCGAUAGCGAUGUAUCAAGGCCUUUGGAUGUCGUGCGCUUUCCAGAGCACCGGACAAAUGCAGUGCAAAGUGUACGACUCUAUCCUACAACUCGAUGGUGCUCUCCAGGCAACUCGUGCCCUGAUGAUUGUCGCGAUCCUUCUCACAGUAGCAGGACUGGGUGUGGCCAGCAUGGGCAUGAAGUGCACUAACUGUGGUGGUGAUGACAAGGUCAAAAAGUCGCGCAUUGCCAUGACAGGCGGUAUAAUCCUCAUUGUUGGAGCCCUCUGUAGCAUUGUUGCCUGUGGCUGGUUUACAAAUCAAAUCGUCCGGGACUUCUACAACCCCUUCACACCUGUCAAUACGAAGUAUGAGUUCGGUGCGGCCAUUUUCAUUGCCUGGGCAGGUGCAUUCCUGGACAUAAUGGGUGGAGGCAUGUUGGCUGCCUCCUGCCCAAAGGGUAAACCAUCUCCCAGGUACCCCAAGUCCUCCAGACCUCCCAGCAGCAGCAAGGAGUACGUCUGAACCACGCCAGUUGUUCACAAGCUGAAGAAGAUCGUAAUGAAUCGCAUAGCAUCUGUAGAAGUUUCCCUAGUCAGCUGAUCUUAGAUCUGUUUAGAUUUCAAUUUCUUCUAUUGUUUUCGACUUAGGAUAGAACAAAGAUCUAAGAUCAGUGUCCUUGGGAACAUUUUACUUGUGCUCUGAUGUAGCAGCACACCUCAGAAAAAGGUCACUUCUGUUUUCUUUCUUUUGAUAAACACCAAGUCUUUGUUUUUUUCUUCUAUUAUAAAUCCUGUUACUGGUGGGAGAUUGGAAAGAGGGGCGUUCUUCCCCAGUGUGUUCCUCAUUUCAUAAGACUGCCAUGUUUAGUGGACAUGAAAGCGAGAGGCAUGCUCAGGGAAAAAUCAUACAUCACUCAUACUGCUCAUUAUUAACACUGCAUCUCUACUGUAAAGCCUUUUCCUGACCACAUCUGCCUUGCUUUCUUUGUGCAUCACCUUAUGAGUUGUGCUAUACAUUGACGUGCAUGAGAAGAACAACUUAAAUGUUUUUUUUUUGUUGUUUUUUUUAAGAGCCAAGGCCAACAUGCUAAUUUCUGGUUUUCUUUGCUGCAUAAUUUCCAUCUGGUGACUGUGACAUACCAGACCUUAUCUUUUCAAACAAUACUUCAAUUUAUACAAAUCACCUGAGGGACAUUUUGUUCAUUGCUAUUGAAAGAUGAUUUUUGAAAAGAAGUAGUAAAUUACCGAACUACUCUGAGAACUCAUUCAUGGAAAGGAAUGUUAUGUUGAUGGAACUAGAAUGAAAGUGUUGGUAUGAUAAUAGAGCUAGACUGAAACUGUAGGUGGAAAAACAAAAGCUUUACUUGAUUUGGGUGAGGCUAAAGAUAAAGAAAGCACCAAACUUCUCAGUUUGGUCAGUUUGUUUUACUGAGCAACAUUAUUUUUUUUUAAAUCAAAGGAACAACUUUUAUUUAUGCAAAGUGAAACUUUUCAGUUGCUUUUGUGCUUAAGCUCCUCAGUGUCCUCCUUGUUAUGAAGCUAAUGUUACAAAAUCUUUUGACACUCUUUCUUGUUUUAAACACCAUUUAUUGGUCAAGAAAAAAGGCUGUAGAUGUUUGGUCAGUAUCACAGCUGGUUACAGUCAAAGGGUCAAGUGAAUUAUGUGUCUUUUUCUGCCCGUCUGCAACAACAUUAUUAUUAUUUUUUUGCUUGGACCACUUGAGGUGGGUUGCCCUCAAGUCUAUUUAGGAUAGUUGUAUUGUAUUUGUAACCAGCUUAUGUAAGUAUUUAACUUUUUGAAACACUUUUGACUGUUCAGUUUGCAAUAGAAGACAUUUUAUGUAAAUAAAUUUUUUAAAACAA